Molecule: messenger RNA, 1099 nt
Organism: Oryza brachyantha (malo sina)
Lineage: Eukaryota; Viridiplantae; Streptophyta; Magnoliopsida; Poales; Poaceae
Product: protein EXORDIUM-like 2
Exons: 1
Coding region: 53-1027 (324 amino acids)
Source: RefSeq, a predicted model, not a curated record
UGCAAGUUACAGCACCUGACCUGAGCUCGUCUCGUUGAUCUCAUCUCCUUGCAUGUUUGGUCUAGCAAUGGAGGAACGCGUGACGAAGGCGUCGAUGCGGCCAUUGGCGUGUUGCCUUCUCGUCGUCGUCGCCUUCGUCGUCGCGGCGCCGGGAUGCGCGGCGUUCAACCCGCGGUUGCUGUUCCUGGUGAAGCCCGACCCGAUCGUGCUGAAGGAUCACCACGGGGUGGUGCUCACCGGGAACGUCACGGUCAACGUGCUCUACUACGGCCGGUUCACGCCGGCGCAGCGCGCCGUCGUCGCUGACUUCGUCCGGUCGGCCGCCUCGGCGCCGCCCCCGGACCAGCGCGUCCCGUCCGUGGCGGCGUGGUGGAGCACCACGUCGCUGUACCGGGGCGGCGGCGCGCGGCUGCGGCUCGGGGUGCAGGUCCUGGACGAGCGGAUGUCGCUCGGCCGGUCGCUCUCGCUGGACAACGUCACGGCGCUGGCGAGGGCUGCGGGGCACCACCGCGGCGCCAUCACCGCGGUGCUCACGGCGCCCGACGUCCUCGUGGCGCCCUUCUGCAUGUCCCGCUGCGGCAUCCAUGCGCACGCCGGCGGCGUCGGCGCGCACGGCAAGGCGCGGUACACCUACCUGUGGGCGGGCAACCCGGCGAAGCAGUGCCCCGGCCAGUGCGCGUGGCCGUUCCACCAGCCCGUGCACGGGCCCCAGGCCCCGCCGCUCGUGCCACCCAGCGGCGACGUCGGCGCGGACGGCAUGGUCAUCAGCCUCGCCGCGUUGCUCGCCGGCACGGUGACCAACCCCUACGGCGACGGGUACUACCAGGGCGACGCCGGCGCCGGGCUGGAGGCCGCCACGGCGUGCGCCGGCGUCUUCGGAAGCGGAGCCUUCCCCGGCUACCCCGGGAAGCUACUCAAGGACCCGGUCACCGGCGCCAGCUACAACGCCGUCGGGCUCGGCGGCCGGAAGUUCCUCCUGCCGGCGGUGUGGGAUCCCACGACGUCGCAGUGCAAGACACUUGUGUAGACCUGGCGGGAACGGCGCUCGCGGGAGCUGCAUGCGAUCGAGGAGAAAAAAAAUAAAUGCCUCAUUUAUUUU